AUGGACGCAUACCACCCGCGCGUCCAUUGGAGUCGCCAAGGCCUCAACCUCGUCGGCUGCGCUGUCAUUUUCCUUCUCUACCGCGCCGCGGCCGUCAACACAUACUACCCAGCGACAGUAGAUCUUCUGAUCAGCAUUCUUCUCGCUGAGUUCUGCCGCUUCAACAACGAAGGCCGAAGAAUAGCAUUUCGACAGGCCGCGUCGCAUCCUAAAGACAAAGAAGAUGUUGAGAAGCACGCCUUGACCGCUGCUGGCCGGCGCGAGGCAGCGAGCAGUGAGGCUAUCGCCGCCAUCGUCGGCUGGCGCGAGGACCCAGCACUGUGGGCGCGGUGUCUGGACAGCUACAAGGCGGCCAUCGGGUGCAAAUUCCUGCUCGCCGGAAUCGACGGCCAUGACUCGGAUGACAUGGAAAUGAUCGACAUUUUCAAAAAGGUCUAUCCCGCGCAAUCAUGCGUGAUUCACGUCGACAAGCCCCUCGGCGAGAUCGCCAACGCGGUCCGGGCAUCGGAGAAGACAGCCCGGCGGAAGCUGGGCAAGGUCAUCGACGAAGAUGAGAUCAACCAGAUCGCGAUGGAGCGCUGCAAGCAGGUGGCGCGACGCGCGCUGGAGGGACACCUCGGAGACAGGCCGCUGAGCGGGCCAGAGGGCAUAAAGCAACUGCUGGUGUACCAGCGGCACUUGCACAAGAAGGGCAUCAUGUUCACCGUGCUGGUCUUCUCCAUCGUUUUGGCGGACCUGCUGGGCGUCGAGUUCGUGUGGUCGUCUGACUCGGACACGAUCGUGCUGCCAGAGUCGCUCGACGGGACCAUCAGCACCGUCGCGGGGGACCACACGAUCGGGGGCGCCAGCUCGGGCCUGGUCGUGCACAACGCAGCUGAUACAGUCGUCACGAAGCUCGCUUCUACGAUCUACUGGUGCGAGCUGUACCUUACGAGGUCCAUGCCGGGGUCUAUGGCUGUCAGCGACUGCCAGAGCGGACCCAGUGCGGUGUUCAGACUGUCUGCGAUCAGUCCGAUCCUGAUCCGUUGGUACAACCAGCGGGUGUUCGGGAAGAGAAUGAUUGUCAACGAAGACCGUCAUCUCACUACACUCCUCCUUCUCCAAGGUUGGCGUGUCAUAUACGCCGGGGACAUCAUGACAGAGACAGAAAGCCCAGUAACGCUCGUGCGCUGGAUACGGCAACAGGUCCGCUGGGCUCGAGCACAACACAUAGAGUCGCUGCUGCUGCCGAGCGUCUACGCCAAGUCGCACCCCUUCCUCUUCAUGUCGGCGCUGCGGCGAGAGGUCGCCCACCUGAUCGUCUUCGUGCAGUGCCUGCUGUACCUAUUCACCGAGCACAACCUGCUGUACUUCAACAUGCCCGACUUCGGGCUGCGCAUCGUUGGUAUCGCCAUGUAUAACUUCCUGCGCAACCCCGACCGCCAGUCUACGGCUGCCGUGUUGUGGAUGCUUCCUGGUCUGUUGUUCUACAACGUGCCCCUGCCUGCCGUGCAGGCGUGGAGCUUGGUCACGCUCACGGCCGAUACGUGGGGAAAUAGCAUGAGAUCGAGCACCGAGCGCGCCAAGAAGGAGAGCCUGAGAAAGAAGUGGUUCGAGUCUGGAUUCUUUCCCCUAUGCUGUGCCCGAGUGGUCAACGAUGAGCAGUCGAAAAAGAUUGUCAACGACCCGCAGCACAGCACGCGUACGCCAGAGACCAAGGAGUCCCCAAGGACUAUCACAGGUUGGGAGUGGGCUCUGGCCUAUGCCUCCCUCAUGUCAACCGUCCUGCUCUUGACCCUCGACAACACCAUUUCCUUCGCGAAGGUUGCCACCAUCCAGCCCACAAUCGUUGAGACUUUCGGCCACCAAGAGGAUCUGGCCUGGAUAGGAGUUAGCUUCGGUGGCACUCUCUUUGCCUGGGACGGCGGCUCGGAGAUCACCCUUUGGGUAAUGACCCUCGUUCUUUUCGUCGCGGUUGUCCUCGUCACCAUCUUCCACCCAUUUGUCCCACCCGAGGGUAGGAUGAUGCCUGUGCAGUUCAUGAAGACGAAGGAUCUCAUCAUUUUGCCCCUCCAGGCUUUCCUUGUUGCUGGAUCCAUGAUGAUGUCCAUCUUUUACACUCCUCUGAUCUUUCAGUUCACCAAAGGCGACAAUGCCCUUCAAGGUGGAGUUCGUAUCCUGCCUCUCAUCUGUAUGAUCGUCUUCGGUUGUCUCCUCAAUGGCGUUCUCAUGCCUAGGCUCGGCUACUAUAUCCCUUGGUAUGUGGUUGGCAACGCCUUAUUGGUGACUGGUGCUGCACUGAUGACUACUAUCGACGCAGACAUAUCCAAUUCUCGCCUCUAUGGAUACACAGUCCUCAUUGGCCUUGGGAUAGGCUGCUUCCAGAGCGCUGGAAUUGCAGUGGUGUCGGCCCUCGUCCCUGCAUCUGAUGUCAACAAUGCAGUUUCCAUCAUGACAAUUUCACAAGUGCUCGGCAUCAUUGUUGCCCUUUCCAUCUCCGGGUCCGUCUUCUAG
Molecule: messenger RNA, 2493 nt
Organism: Diaporthe citri
Lineage: Eukaryota; Fungi; Ascomycota; Sordariomycetes; Diaporthales; Diaporthaceae
Exons: 11
Coding region: 1-2493 (830 amino acids)
Biological process (GO): hyaluronan biosynthetic process; transmembrane transport; extracellular matrix assembly
Molecular function (GO): transmembrane transporter activity; hyaluronan synthase activity
Source: RefSeq, a predicted model, not a curated record